UCUCUCCCUGGCCCAGCUUCCUCUCUCCCUCUCUCUCCUUCCUUCCGGAGGCCCAACUGCUCCUUUAACCCAUCUCUCCUUCGGCCCGUGUACCCCUUCACAACGUGGUCAUCUUUCUCCACCCAAAGCACGAGAGAGACGUGCUCCUCUCUCUUCCCCGGUUGAUGUUACGCCAUGGACCACGCCAAGCACGCCCACUCCCCACCUGCUCCCUUUUCCCCUCCCCUUUUAAUCCCUCUCCAAGCCAAGCAAACCCUAGCCCCUCUACUCCUCCCUCGCGCCGCCACCUCCCAUCUCUCCUCUUGUUUCUUCUUCUCUGUGAGCAUCGAAGCACACAUACCAUCGAGCUCGCCAUGGCGCCGCCGCUACCGUCCGCCCCUCGUCGAGCCGUUUGCACCAGGAGAUGCGGCUCGUCGUCCUCGUCAUCCCCGUGGAAGGAAUCGAGCCAAAACUCCGUCAAUCAAGAGCACGGUCGCGGAUUCUCCACCCCGGCUGUCACACUCCGGCGUCGAUUCCGGCGACCUCCGUCACCAUAUCUCCGUUCUGAGCACAGGACGUCGUCGUCUACCCCGGCCACCUCGUCGUCCCUCGUCUCCGGCUACCUCUGCGCCGCUUCCUCCUCUUCAACGGCGACCCCAGGGUGAGCAGCACCCCCUCCCCUCUCCUCUCCCCUGCAUGCCUCAACAUGUCUGCAUCAUCGAACGGGAGGACGAGAUCGUUUUGAAAACAAAAACGAAAACGUGCAGUUUUGAUCUGUUUCACGGUGGCCACUUUCGACGCAGAUCCUCGCCGGCACAAUCCAUUUCAGCACCAGCUUCUUGUUUCUCUAGAUGCACCACAUCACCAGCUAUCUACUGGUUUUUGAAUCACCCAAAACGGAGCAGUAACGGCGUCGUAAUCGUCUUCCCAAGUUCGGUCCAGAAACUGGUUUCAGUUUUCGGUCCAGUGUCGCUGUUUCGCCGUCUCGUUUUCCGGCGAAGCUCACCGGCGUUCCAGACCUCUUCAGCACGAGCCGAUGGCUUCAAUCGAUGCACACCACCACCAGCUCCAUCUUUGUUUUUGGUUCGCGCAAAACCGUGCCCAAUCUUCGACGUGACCGAAACUUUAAAAUCCGUGCAGAUUUGAUGUCUACAGGAAAUCGCUGUUGUUUUCUUCAGUUCGUAGUGUCGAGUUUUCAGUUAAAAUUCAGUUUGCUGCUUCGUCGGUCCGUUUUCCGGCGAGCCUACACGUCGACGCCGUGCACCGUUUCCAACCUCUUUGGUCCCAUUUGAUUCACGGUACUUUCAUCUUUCUCAACUGCUCAAGAACCACGCUGUAGCUUCAACCUUUCGCUCUCCAUCGCCGUCCAAAAACGAGCACAGCAGCGGUCCUGUUCUCAGUUGCAAGUGUCAAAAAUUCAGUUAACUUCCGCUCCACACUUUACCUUGUCUGCAUCUCGUGUAUGUUCAAAUCAGAAACAGUAGCACACUGGCUUUGCUCCUUGCACACCGACCUACACGACUCGGGUUCGAUCCCCGGCGUUUGCUGUUUAAACCACCCCUUUUUGAGCUCUGCCCGCUGGCGCCUACGUGGCAUCGGGACCCUUUGUCAUUAGCUCAGGCUAGCGUCCGCCUGAGUAAUAAAAGCUUUUCCUCUUUCUCUAUUUUCCAGAAAUUUCAGAGAAUGUGUUAUAUCUUGUAUAAUUCAUAUCUUUUAAAUGCUAACUCCAAAUUAAAAGUGUUAUAUAUGAAAAUUGAUCACAAAAACAUGAGGAACAUGAAUAUGCCAUCCAUUCAUCUGUUUG
Molecule: messenger RNA, 1783 nt
Organism: Lolium rigidum
Lineage: Eukaryota; Viridiplantae; Streptophyta; Magnoliopsida; Poales; Poaceae
Exons: 2
Coding region: 175-1125 (316 amino acids)
Source: RefSeq, a predicted model, not a curated record